Molecule: messenger RNA, 1452 nt
Organism: Plasmodium adleri (nom. inval.)
Lineage: Eukaryota; Apicomplexa; Aconoidasida; Haemosporida; Plasmodiidae
Product: conserved Plasmodium protein, unknown function
Exons: 1
Coding region: 1-1452 (483 amino acids)
Source: RefSeq, a predicted model, not a curated record
AUGUAUAAAGACACUGAAAAUAUUCAAGAUGAGAAUAAAAAUAACCGGAAAAACAAAAAAAGAGAGAAACAUAUAGAAAAGGUCAUAAUUAGAGUAAAAAGAAGAAUUGAUGAUACAAGUAUUCCAUCUAUUUAUGUAAAGAAAUCUAAUAAAAGGAUAUGUCAUGGCAAUUUUUAUAAACAUAUUGAUACUAUCAUACCCGAGGAAGGUAAGGAUGAAAAAAAUAUUGACUGCAUAAAUUUAUUUUUAAAACAUGAAAAAGAAAAUUAUGAAACGAACAAUUUGUAUGAAUAUUUAAAUAUUGAAGAAGAAAAGAGAAAAAGAAAAUUAAGCAGCCUAAAAAAUUAUGAAAAGGAUUUAAAACAAACCAUUAAUAACUUAAAGAAAUAUAAAAUUAUAAAUGAAAAUAUUCAAUAUAUUAAUUUAGAUGGUAAUGGGAAAGGAGUGUAUAAAAUAAUCGAUGUGGAUAUAAAUCAAAAGGAAAAAGAAAAAAAAAAAAAAAAAAAAAAAAAUGAUGAUAAUGAUAAUAAUGAUAAUAAUAAUGAUAAUUAUAAUGAAUAUAACCAAAGUGUAGUAGAAAAACAAGAUAAUGAUGAUUAUAAAAAUUACGAAUAUGAUUUAUACAUAUUGGAUGAAGAAAAAAUACAAUUACAUAAUUAUAUGGACUAUCUUUAUGAUAUAAAAAAUAAUAAUGUUGAUUCUUCUGAAGUUUUAGUUCUAGAAGAUAUUUAUGGAAAUAAUGAGAAAGAGUAUGAAACCAAUUCUUUUUCAUCAUCUUCUAUAUCUGAUAGUAAUUCAGAAAAAGAAAUGUCUGAUUAUCCUGACGAAAGUUCAAGUGAAAGAAAUUAUGAUAGUGAUUAUCAAAUGUCUGAUGAUUAUAUUCAAAAUAUGCUAAAUAGUAGUGAUGAGUUUGAAAAUAAUAUGCAAGAAAAGUUUAGUGAAAAUGAAGAAGAACAUUAUUUUGAUGAUAAAGAAGAACUUUUUUUUAAUGAUCAAGAUGAUCAUUUGUUAGAUGAUGAUAAUAUAGAAAACAAUUUUAAUAAUAAAGAGUAUGAUAUUUUUGAUGAUAUUAAUAUGAAUAUCCAAUUUAAUUCUAACAUUAAUAAUAAUUUUGAUCAUAUUAAUUAUUCAAAUGAUCAGGUAAAUAGCCAAAAUGAUGAUGAUCGUUUUGAAAAAAAUAGCUUAAAAUAUUUUGAACAUGAUAAUAAAAAUAUGAACAGUUCAGGUAAAAAAAAAAUGAAUGUUCAUAAUAUGCAAAAUUAUAUAUCUCAGAAUAAGGAAAAGGGGAUGACAUCUUAUCAGAGGCGAAUAAAUGAUUUAAACUUUGAAGAAAAAAUAAAGGAAGAGUUAGAGAAGAGAUUAAAGAAUGAGAAGUCGAAUUUAUUGAAUGUGACUUUAUCAGAUAAAUUGAAAAUAUUGGAGCAGAUGGAAAAGGAAUAUUAUGAAGAAUAA